Molecule: messenger RNA, 933 nt
Organism: Gavialis gangeticus (Gharial)
Lineage: Eukaryota; Metazoa; Chordata; Crocodylia; Gavialidae
Gene: LXN
Product: latexin
Exons: 6
Coding region: 60-713 (217 amino acids)
Molecular function (GO): metalloendopeptidase inhibitor activity
Source: RefSeq, a predicted model, not a curated record
CGCCACUUCCUGCUUCUUCCUGCCCGGCUCUGCCUGCUAGUCGCGUCGCGUCGCAUCCCAUGGAGCUAGAGCCGAGCCAUUACCCCGCGCAGCGGGCGGCCGGCGUGGCCCGCGCCUGCAUCAACUACCGGCGCGGCGGCCCCAACCGCGUCCUGACCUUGUCCAACGUGAGGCGCGCCCGCCUCCAGGACAUUCCAGGGACUGGACAUAAAUAUCACCUUGAAUUCACAUUGAAAGACACUGUCCAGGAAGGUCAUGCAGUUAACUGCACUGCUGAGGUUCUCUACCACCUGGGCAGCCAACACAGUGCUCCAGAAGUGCAUUUCACAGUGGAAGGAGAACUUGGGAAGAACCCAGAUGAAGCAGAUAACAAGUUUUACAGCAGAAUUAAGAGCCUGCAGGAGCCACUAGUUGCACAAAAUAUUCCAGAUAGUUUUGGCAUUGUACCCCCAGAAAUGGAGCCUAUCAGACAUCUAGCUUUCUCUGCCUGUGAUUACAUUAUAUGGCAGAACUCAACUGAAAACACGUGGUACAACCUAGCUCAAAUUCAAGAUGUUCAACAGGUAAAAAGAAAUGAUGAUUAUCUUGAAUUUGACUACACAGUCCUGCUUCAUGACUUUGUGUCCCAGGAAAUUAUUCCUUGGCAAAUGCAAGUUCUCUGGCAUCCACAGCACGGUGUUAAAGUAACACAAAACAGCCGUCAGCCAAAAUAGAGGAGGACUAGUCAUCCAGUACUUCAAUAAGAGAUGCUUUGGUGACAGAAGGGUUAUAUAAGCAAACAGGUAUAUAGGAUUCAAAGUAAAAAUAUAUUCAGGCAGUUAAACUUCCUUGCUUUUUUUCUGUUUUAUCUUGACCAAACAAGUCAAGAGAAGUGUUAAUAUUUCUCUACAGUGUAAAUCUAUAACAAAAACAACACAUUUAGUGCAAGGCUAA